AUGGGCUUGUUAACCAUCAUCAAGAAGCUCAAGAUGAAGGAGAAGACCGUCCGCAUCCUCAUGCUGGGCCUUGACAACGCUGGCAAGACCACCAUCCUGCGCAAGUUCAACGGCGACGACAUCAACACCAUCAUGCCCACCCUCGGCUUCAACAUCAAAUCCCUCGAACACAACGGAUACACGCUGGACUUUUGGGAUGUGGGCGGCCAGAAAUCGCUGCGAUCCUACUGGCGCAACUACUUUGAGAAGACAGACGGCCUAAUCUGGGUGGUGGAUUCGUGUGAUAAGCGACGAUUGGAGGACUGCAAGGCCGAGCUGCAACUGCUGCUGCAAGAAGAGCGGCUGGCUGGCGCGUCGUUGUUGGUGUUUGCCAACAAGCAGGAUCUGCCUGGUGCGCUCUCCUCGGACGCCAUCCGCGAGGCCCUCGAGCUCGACAGCCUCAAGGGCCACCACUGGAGAAUACAGAGCUGCAGCGGGGUGACUGGGGAUGGGCUUGCGGAGGGCAUUGACUGGAUGGUGCAUGACAUCUCCUGCCGCAUCCUUCAAGUCGACUGA
Salpingoeca rosetta is the source of this 555-nucleotide messenger RNA. RefSeq names its product ADP-ribosylation factor-like protein 2. Lineage: Eukaryota; Choanoflagellata; Craspedida; Salpingoecidae. Gene Ontology annotation, cellular component: microtubule cytoskeleton; cytoplasm. The transcript has 6 exons. Gene Ontology annotation, biological process: protein folding. Bases 1 to 555 code for a protein of 184 amino acids. Gene Ontology annotation, molecular function: GTP binding; GTPase activity. The record is from RefSeq and is a predicted model, not a curated record.